UCGCUAGGUUCACAAUGCCCAGAUCCUGCGCCUUUUGCUUUAUUUGUGUACACACAUCAUUCUGGACAGAGCGAUUCUGAUAGCCUGUGCUAUUAAGUUCCAAAACAAAUAAAACGUCGAUGUUAUCCUGAUCAAGUUCCAGGCAGGCUUUUUAGUUCAAAACUGAGAAAAGUGGAGGAGGAACCAUGACAUCUAGACUCCUCCCCUUCCUGGCGUGCAUCCUGCUCCUCGCCAUGCCCCUUCAGGCGCAGGAGCCCAGCGCUGCCGAAAUCCAGGACCUGAGCAUUAGAAACGCCGACUUCGCCGCCCGGCUGUACCGUGCUAUUGCUAGCACCUCUGAUGGCAACGUCCUUCUCUCCCCCUUCACCGUAUCUUUGGGCUUGGCUGCAUUGAUGAGUGGUGCCGAUGGUUCUACACGCGAGCAACUCCUUCAGGGCCUGAGUCUGAACGCUCUGGACCACCUAAGGAUCCCAGAACUGUUCCAGAGUGUCCGGGAGAGCGUGGCCGAGAGCGGGCUCGUGAACCAGGGUAUUGGCAUCCUCCCCCGCCAGCAGUUCAAAGUGGACUCGGCCUACCGAGACGUGGUGCAGACCCAGUACGCAGGAAACAUCCAAGGGCUGGACUACAACGACGGGGCAGCCAAGGACACCAUCAACAAGUUUGCCUACGACUACACGGGGGGGGAGGUGAAGGAGGUAAUCAGUGCCAUCGACCCCCAGACCCAGAUGAUGCUCAUCACUGCCGUCUUCUUUCAAGGCCAGUUUGCCCUCGCCUUCAAUGCCAGCUUCACCCAGUAUGAGCGCUUCUACGUGAACAAGUACAACAUUGCCACGGUCCCCAUGAUGUUCCGCUCCGACAAGUAUCAUCUGGCAUACGACCGCUCGCUCAAGCUGGGCGUCCUAAAGCUGCCCAUGACGGGCGGCACUGCCAUGCUGGUGCUUCUGCCCGACAAGGAUGUGGACUACACCUCCAUCGACGAGGAGAUCACGGGAGAACGCUUCCAAGGCUGGCUCAAACAGCUCAAGAGGACGAAGCUGGAGGUGCAGCUGCCAAGAUUUAUGCUGGAGCAGUCGUACUCCCUGCAGAAGGUCCUGCCAGGUCUGGGGAUAAGUGAGGCCUUCCAGGAGAGGGCUGACUUCUCUGGCAUCGGAGGGGAAACGGGCCUGAGGCUCUCUGAGGUUGUGCACAAGGCGGCCAUCACCGUGGAUGAGACCAGCAACGCCGGGAAUGCCCGUGCCCUGAACAUCUUCGCUAGUCUUCCUCCUCGGCUCACCGUCAACCGGCCCUUCCUCUUCCUCGUUUACCACGAGGCCACCAGCAGCUUCCUCUUCAUAGGCAGGGUGAUCGACCCCUCCAAGAAGUGACCGUGACCUUAACCACCGUGUCAUAUAGGAGACUUACUUUGUCAUUUUAAUAGCACUGAACAUGUUUUGCCUGCUGUACAAUUCUACAAGUAUUACAUUAGCAGAAUGUAACUUAGGACUGUGAAGGAAAUUUUACUUUGUGAAGAAACAGUCUUGAAAAUAUUAAUCUUGUCUUUGGUGUCAUAAACAAUCCUUGGUUCCUGCUGACUGCUUUGUAAAGAUAUGAGGGGGGGCUGUCAUGACCUCCUCCUUAGGACCAUCUGGCAGAACGCCCAGAAUAUGUUCUUUAAGUUAAGAUAGGAGACGGUGCCAGACACAUGCCGGAAACAACCCUAUGAACUAUGCCUAUGUAACGUGUCUGUAACCAGUAUAUAAGGGAACUAACGGGACUGCCCCGUUGGAGCUCCUGAUCGACAUGUGUACUUGGUACAUUGAGUUGGUUGGAACCUCUCCAGUGCUCUGACAAUAAAGGAUGAUUCAUUUAUGA
This is a messenger RNA of Coregonus clupeaformis (lake whitefish), 1851 nucleotides long. Its product is annotated as protein Z-dependent protease inhibitor. The record is from RefSeq and is a predicted model, not a curated record. The transcript is spliced from 7 exons. Lineage: Eukaryota; Metazoa; Chordata; Actinopteri; Salmoniformes; Salmonidae. Gene Ontology annotation, molecular function: serine-type endopeptidase inhibitor activity. The coding region runs from base 186 to 1364 and encodes 392 amino acids. Gene Ontology annotation, biological process: negative regulation of endopeptidase activity; blood coagulation.